ACAUUUCUGUUUGUAAACGAGCAAUAUUAAUAUAGCGAAGAAGAGGCCGUCAUGGCUUAGUCAAUCUGAUAGCUUUUAGAUGUCAGUAUUUUUUUUUAACCUAAACAGCGUCUGUUCGGUUAUUUACGGUAAGCUAGGUAAUGUCACUGCCUUAAUGUGCUGAGAGUUUGGUUUUGACUUCUGCCUGUCACUAAAGAUGAAUCGUCCAAAGCCAACAACUCUCAGGCGCCCCAGUGCUGCAAAACCAUCAGGCCAUCCUCCACCAGGAGACUUCAUUGCUCUGGGAUCGAAAAGCCAGGCAGGAGAGCCCAAAGCCCCGGCUGUCCUCCUGAAGCCAGCAUCCACAGGUUUACCUGCUGACCGCAAAAGAGAGACUUCCUCCACUCUACCUUCUUCAUCAGGUCUGUCCAACCUCACCAAGCGGCCCAAACUAUCCACCACCCCUCCAGUCAGUGCCCUGGGGCGACUCGCAGAUGUUGCAGCUGUGGACAAGAGGGCUAUAUCGCCCUCAAUAAAAGAGCCUUCAGUGAUACCUAUUGAAGUCUCUCCAGCGGUUCUACUGGAUGAGAUUGAAGCAGCAGAGUCAGAAGGAAAUGAUGAUCGCAUUGAGGGAUUGCUGUGUGGAGCAGUGAAGCAGCUCAAGAUGAACAGAGCCAAGCCUGACAUUACACUGUACCUCAGCCUCAUGUUUCUGGCCAAAAUCAAACCCAAUGUUUUUGCUACUGAAGGAAUUAUUGAGGCCUUGUGCAGCCUCCUGCGUCGAGAUGCUUCCAUCAACUUCAAAGCAAAAGGCAACAGCUUGGUAUCUGUUCUGGCCUGCAAUCUGCUAAUGGCAGCCUACGAGGAGGAUGAAAACUGGCCCGAGAUCUUUGUCAAGGUGUAUAUUGAGGACUCGCUGGGGGAAAGAAUCUGGGUGGACAGUUCUCACUGCAAAAACUUUGUUGAUAAUAUUCAGACUGCUUUUGGCACAAAGAUGCCCCCAAAGAGUAUGCUGCUGCAGGCUGAUACUGGCCGCUCUGGUGGAGAUCUCAGUGCAGGCAGCAGCCCUCAUCCUUCAACCCCAGAUGAGGACGACAGCCAGACUGAAUUGUUGAUAGCAGAAGAGAAACUCAGCCCUGAGGAUGAAGGGCAGGUUAUGCCGAGGUAUGAAGAGCUGGCAGAGAGCGUGGAGGACUAUGUGCUCGAUGUGCUGCGGGAUCAGUUGAACCGCAGACAGCCGAUGGACAACGUGUCCCGAAACCUGCUUCGUCUGCUCACAGCCACGUGUGGAUACAAAGAGGCACGACUCAUGGCGGUGCAGAGGCUGGAGAUGUGGCUGCAAAACCCAAAGCUGACUCGACCGGCUCAGGACCUCCUCAUGUCUUUGUGUAUGAACUGCAACACCCACGGAGCAGACGACAUGGAGGUGAUCUCUAACCUGAUCAAGAUCCGACUCAAACCUAAAGUCCUUCUCAACCACUACAUGCUGUGUGUCAGGGAGCUGCUGAACGCAAACAGAGACAACCUGGGCACUAUGGUGAAGCUGGUGAUCUUCAAUGAGCUGUCCAAUGCCAGGAAUCCCAACAACAUGCAAGUUCUCCAUACAGUGCUGCAGCACAGCCCGGAGCAGGCUCCAAAGUUCUUGGCGAUGGUGUUCCAGGACUUGCUAACCAAUAAGGAUGAUUACCUCCGUGCCUCCCGAGCUUUGCUGAGAGAGAUCAUCAAACAGACCAAGCAUGAGAUCAACUUCCAGUCGUUUUGCUUCGGUUUGAUGCAGGAGAGAAAGGAGGCCAGCUAUGUGGACAUGGAGUUCAAAGAGCGUUUCGUCAUCCAGGUGACGGAUUUGCUGACCGUCUCCAUGAUGUUGGGCAUCACUGCGCAGGUCAAGGAAGCUGGCAUCGCAUGGGACAAAGGAGAGAAGAAGAAUCUGGAGGUCCUGAGGUCGUUCCAGAAUCAGAUCGCUGCCAUCCAGAGAGAUGCUGUGUGGUGGCUUCACACCGUGGUUCCUACCAUCAGCAAAGUUGGCGCAAAGGACUACGUUCACUGCCUUCACAAAGUGCUUUUCACAGAGCAACCUGAGACGUAUUACAAGUGGGACAACUGGCCUCCGGAAAGCGACAGAAACUUCUUCCUUCGCCUUUGUUCCGAGGUGCCCCUGUUGGAGGACACGCUGAUGCGCAUUCUGGUGAUCGGCCUGUCGCGGGAUUUGCCUCUCGGCCCCGCAGACGCCAUGGAGCUCGCAGAUCACCUGGUUAAAAGAGCUGCUGGAGUUCAGUCCGACGAUCUAGAGGUCCUGAGAGUGGAAAGGAUCCAGCUCAUUGAUGCAGUGCUGAAUCUGUGUACAUACCAUCACCCAGAAAACAUCCAGCUGCCGGCGGGGUACCAACCACCAAAUUUGGCGAUAUCCACGCUCUAUUGGAAGGCAUGGCUCUUGCUGCUGGUGGUGGCUGCAUUUAAUCCUCAGAAGAUAGGUUUGGCUGCCUGGGAUGGCUAUCCUACAUUGAAAAUGCUUAUGGAGAUGGUUAUGACGAAUAACUAUACAUACCCUCCUUGCACCAUCGCGGAUGAGGACACAAAGACAGAGAUGAUCAGCAGGGAGCUGCAGAUCUCCCAGAGAGAGAAACAGGAGAUCUUGGCCUUUGAGAGUCACUUGGCAGCAGCUUCCACCAAACAGACUAUCACCGAGAGCAACAGCCUGCUGUUGUCUCAGCUUACCAGUCUGGACCCACAGGGUCCUCCUCGUCGACCUCCUCCUCAGGUCCAGGAGCAGGUAAAAACUCUCAACCAGUCUCUGCGUCUUGGUCAUCUUCUCUGCCGGAGCCGCAAUCCUGACUUUCUUCUUAACAUCAUCCAGAGACAGGCUUCGUCUCAGUCCAUGCCGUGGUUGGCCGACUUGGUCCAGUCCAGUGAAGGGUCCUUGGAUGUGCUUCCAGUUCAGUGUCUGUGUGAAUUCCUUCUGCAUGAUGCUGCGGAUGACAGUUUGCCAAUAGAGGAUGACGAGGAAGGAGAGAGCAAAGAACAGAGGGCCAAGAAGAGACAGAGACAACAAAAGCAACGACAGCUACUUGGACGGCUCCAGGACCUCUUGUUAGGUCCCAAGGCUGACGAACAGACAACAUGUGAAGUGCUGGAUUACUUCCUGCGUCGCCUCAGCUCUUCUCAGGUUGCAUCAAGGGUUCUAGCAAUGAAGGGUUUGUCGUUGGUUCUGAGUGAAGGUGGCCUGAAAGAUGGAGAAGAGCGAGACCAGCCCAUGGAAGAAGACUCUGCAGAUGCUGAACUCUUGCCAGGGUACCAGUGGCUGCUGCAAGACCUCCCAAAGCUCCCCUUGUUUGAUACUGUCAGAGGCAUGACAUCAACAGCUCUGCAGCAGGCCAUUCACAUGGAGACGGAUCCACAGACUAUCAGCGCUUAUCUCAUCUACUUAUCCCAGCAUGCACCCGUGGAGGAGCAGGCUUCUCAUAAUGACCUGGCCCUGGUAAUCACGGACAUCGCCCGGCUGAUCGUCGAGCGCUCCACCAUCAUGAACAGCCUGUUUUCCAAACACUCCAGCAGGCCUGAAUCUGAUGCUGUGCUCUCUGCGUUCCUCACCAUCUUCUCUGCAUACAUCAGGAGGAUGAGGAAGACAAAGGAGGGCGAGGAUCUUUAUAGCUGGUCAGAAUCUCAGGAUCAGGUGUUUUUGCGCUGGACGACAGGAGAGACUGCUACAAUGCACAUUCUUGUAGUCCAUGCUAUGGUGAUCCUGCUGACUCUGGGGCCUCCCAAAGGAGAGAGUGAUUUCCAUGCUCUUUUAGACAUUUGGUUCCCAGACAAGAAACCUCUCCCCACUGCCUUCCUGGUUGACACCUCUGAGGAGGCCCUUCUCCUGCCUGAUUGGUUGAAACUGAGAAUGAUUCGAUCCGAGGUCUCUCGAUUGGUUGAUGCAGCUUUACAAGACCUGGAGCCGCAGCAGCUGCUGUUGUUUGUUCAGUCCUUUGGAAUUCCAGUUUCCAGCAUGAGUAAACUUCUGCAGUACUUGGAUCAAGCUGUUUCUCAUGAUCCACAGUCACUGGAGCAAAACAUCAUGGACAAGCAUUACAUGGCCCACUUGGUUGAGGUGCAGCAUGAGCGAGGGGCCACUGGGGGGCAUACUUUCCAUGCUUUACUGAGUUCCUCUCUUCCUGCACGCAGAGAUUCAGCUGAAACAAGUAAGGCCAAAGUGACAGUGGAAACUCCUCACAGCUCUGUGAAGAUGAGAGCAGCCAGUCAGCUUCCUGCAGUCGGGCCUGACGAUGAUCUCACCGGCAUGCUGCUUCAGAUUUUUCCGUUAAAGGUGGACCCUCGUUGGCACGGCCCCCCUCCCAGUCAGCUCUCUCUGGCCUUGCAGCAGGCCUUGGCUAAAGAACUGAUGCGAGCCAAGCAGGGUCAGAUUCAGCAGGGUGGUUUGGCAUUCCGUUUGCUACAGGCCAUCGCGGCCCUGCUCACCUCUGCCCAUGCAGGACCUAUUGUCAUGUCAAUGCACCGCAGCCAUGCCCUCUCCUGUCCACUUAUGCGGCAACUUCACCUCUACCAGCGUCUCGUGUCGCAGGACAUCGCUUUCUCCUCGCUGUUCCUCAAAGUCAUUGUUGAGAUGCUGAUCUGGUUGGACAACCCGACUGUGGAGGCAGGACCACUAAAGACACUGCUCAAAUCCUUUGCUGGUCAAAACUCUCAUAAACACAGGCACAGCGAUGUACGUACGGGUUUCCUUCACCUCGCUGAGGCUUUGGCGUAUCGCAGAGACACUGAAGUGCCACUGAGAGCCAUCAUGGCGAUGCUGAGAGCUGGAGAGAGAUGUAAUGCAGAAGCUGAACUCAUUGGAAAAGUGUUACAAGGACUGAUGGAGGUGAAGUCGCCAUAUUUGGAGGAGCUACUGUCUCUGUUGAUGACUGUUGGUACACAGAAUGGGACGGCUGGCCCUGUUGCCAUGGUGAUUUCCUUGCUCCUUCAGGAAAGUGAGGAGCGAGCUGUGAAAAAGGAAGUGGAUUCUAACAAUCGCUCUGAGGUGACAAAGUCGGGCCUGAACUCUGGGCUGCUGGUUGAUUGGCUGGAACAUCUUGACCCUGAGGUUACUUCAGUGUGUCCAGACCUUCAACAGAAGCUGCUGUUUGCCCUCAACAAGGCACGAGGCACUCCAGCCUACAGACCUUAUCUGCUGGCCUUGCUUACACAUCAGUCAAACUGGUCCACGCUGCUGCAGUGUAUCAGUGCUCUUCUCAGCAAACGCAGAGACUACAAGCUAGACCCAUCAUCAGCCCUGGACUUCCUGUGGGCGUGCAGCCACAUUCCACGUAUCUGGCAAGGACGCGACCAGAAGAUCCCUCAAAAGAAAACAGAGAAGUUUGUGCUGCGUCUCAGUUCAGAGGAGCUCAUCAGCCUGGUGGACCUGAUCCUGUCAGAGUCGGAGCUCAACAGUCGCAGCUCACCUCAUGAUGACAAAAGUGGCGCUGACAAGGCCUCCUGCUCCCUCAUCCAGUCCAGGCUGCCUCUCCUUCACUCUUACUGUAACGGAGCUCUAGAAAACAUCAAGAAAGUAUCAGAGUACCUCAUCAACUGCACAAAGAAGCGGGAGGACAGUGCAAUGAGUAAGUGGUGCCAGAACUUGCUGCUGCAGAUCUAUCUGCACUUCCCUGAGGUCAUCCAGCACGUUACCCUGCCUGAAGGCACGUUCAGCAUCGGAGGGGCCGCAGACGGCAGCAGCUGCAAGCUUGACGUCCUGGUCCAUCGCCUGGUCACGCUGCUUGCUGAUAUAGGAGACUCAAAGUCCGUUGAGGGCCGUGUGUCCGACGCCAACCUUGCCUGCAGGAAGCUGGCCGUGUCGCACCCUGUCCUUUUACUCAGACACCUUCCCAUGAUUGCAGGCCUCCUACACGGCCGCAUGCACUUAAACAUGCAGGAGUUUCGGCAGCAAAACCACAUGACGUUCUUCAGCAACGUGCUCGCCAUCCUGGAGCUGCUGCAGCCGCUUGUUUUCCACAGCGACCACCAGAGGGCGCUUCAAGACUGCCUUCUGUCCUUUAUGAAGGUCCUUCAGAACUUUCAGAGGACUCGCUUUCCGUUGGUCUUCAUCAAUAAGUUUCUACAGUUCACGCAGAAGUACAUAACGCACGAUGCAGCAGCAGCCGUUCCUUAUCUGCAGAAGCAUUCUGACAUCUUACAGGGUAUGUGUGCUGAAAAUCCAGACCUGGUCCAGCUGAAAUCCCUGCUUGCUGGGCUCACGUUGCCAGUGAAAAGCUCCUCUGCGGAGGUUUCAGCAGAAGAAAGAGAUGCAGAUGAUGUGUCCACUGGUUCUCUGCCACUAGUCAACAUAUCGGCCUCAUUUUCACUGAGUGCUGCAGACAUGACGAUGUACAUGAAAAAGAUGUCCAGAGGAGAAGCAGUGGAGGAUGUGCUGGAAGUGUUGACAGAGGUGGACGAGAAGUCAAGGAGGAGCCCAGAGAUCAUACAGUACUUCAUUAGUGAUCUGCAGAGACUCAUGACUUCCUCCGAGGAGUUGUGUCGGAACAUGGCCUUCAGCCUGGCCCUGCGCUGCAUCCAGAAUAACCCCUGCCUGGCAACAGACUUCCUGCCGACUUUCAUGUACUGCAUGGGCAGUGGUAACUUCGAUGUGGUUCAGACUGCGCUAAGGAAUCUUCCAGAAUACGUGCUUCUCUGUCAAGAACACGCAGACAUUUUGCUCCACAAGGCGUUUUUGGUGGGUAUCUACGGACAAAUUGACACCAGUUCAAUGAUCUCAGAGUCCAUGAAGGUCCUCCACAUGGAAGCAACAACAUAACGAAACACUCGACACCCCGUCUGAUUGAAAAUGAACAUCAUUUACUCUCCGCAUUCCAGAGCUCCAUUAUUUCUUUUAAUUCCCUUUAGUUCAAACAUAAUUUGAUCAUCACAGAUUAACAAACUCAGAGGCUCUACAGUGGCGCAGAUUAAAGGAUCCUACACUGAGCUGGUAUAGAAACCACUAAUAUAAUAACUGCUGGAUAAUUUAGUGACUUGAAAGAAUGCAUUAAAAUUCCCUCAAAAUGAGCUGAAAAUGUUAUAAUUAAAAAUGUGAAAUUUGUGUUAUUUUGAUAAUACGGCAAUUAGUACAUGUGUUACAUUGUAAGGGAUGUAAAUUAUUUUUAACUAAUUUAAUAAUUAAAAGAGAACUAGAAUUGGAACAUUCAGUUGAAUUAGUUCAAGACAACAGACUAUUUUAAAUUAGAAGAAAUAGUCAACAGUGGUUAUAAAAAUAAGGAUAUCGUUUUAUUCUAAUUAUUACACAGAUACUAAUUUGAAAAAAAGUGUUUUGGUUGCAUUUUGAAGGGGACUUUUGCAUUUUUGAAGUUAUUAAAUUAUACACAGCUCCAUGAGAAAGUACAUUACACCAUUUUUGGUUUCAUUUUUAAUAGUUUGAAUAUGAAAUAUCAACAUUAUUAUUCAGGUAAAAUACACACUAAAAUGAACCUGCCACUUCAUGGUCCUUUGUUUUAUCACAGCAGUGUUUGAUCAGUUUAGUUGCAGUCUUUUCCUUUGUUUUUCUUCAACAUUUUUCAGUCCGCAGAGUUUCUAAAAUGUGCAAGAAAAACUGUGGCUUCUUCUCAGUUGUCUGGUAUCCUGAAGGGCUUUAAUUUAUUAACUGGCCAUCGCAUUUAACACCUUUCAAAUGAUUAAAACUCAGAAGCCAAAGUACAAAAGGGAUAUAAUUCAAAAUGUUAUCCUCCACAUUUCAACAUUAUCUGUGAGUCAUCUUCAUUAAAACAUAAUAAAAUA
Molecule: messenger RNA, 7743 nt
Organism: Acanthochromis polyacanthus (spiny chromis)
Lineage: Eukaryota; Metazoa; Chordata; Actinopteri; Pomacentridae
Gene: ints1
Product: integrator complex subunit 1
Exons: 48
Coding region: 197-6769 (2190 amino acids)
Biological process (GO): U2 snRNA 3'-end processing
Cellular component (GO): integrator complex
Source: RefSeq, a predicted model, not a curated record